Sphenostylis stenocarpa is the source of this 1695-nucleotide messenger RNA. Lineage: Eukaryota; Viridiplantae; Streptophyta; Magnoliopsida; Fabales; Fabaceae. The record is from the annotation of a GenBank genome assembly.
AUGCUCCCUCUGCGUCCACAAUCACAGGUUGGAGGAUUACAAACAUCGCUGUCUCUCGUUUCUUCAGACCCUAUUCUGUCUCCUGAUGAACCUAGAUCAAACUCUGACAAUCUCCGUGAGUCUCCAGCUGAAAGUGCAAGUUCUCUAGAAACUUGGCCUACAGCUGAUGCAGCUACGACAAAGAAGAUGGAGAAUGGAAAAGCGGAGAUUAACUGCCUUGAGCAGAAAGUGCUUCACCGAGUUUCUAGUGCAGACAAAGUUACUCUUCAGGACAUUGCCAGAGAGAAUGUCGGUACAAUAUGUGAAAAAAUGCAUCGUCUACCUGAGGAAUAUCUAGAAGAGCUGAAGAAUGGACUUCGAGUUAUCCUUGAGGGAGGGAAUGGUUCACAGCACAGAGAGGAAUUUUUUAUCUUGCAGAAGUUUGUUCAGGGUAGAACUGAUUUGACAGCCAAGACACUGGUCAGAUCACAUCGAGUGCAACUUGAAAUCCUUGUUGCAAUAAAUACUGGAAUUCAGGGAUUUUUGCAUCCUAGCAUUAGUCUAUCGCAGACUUCACUGAUUGAGAUCUUUGGCUAUAAGAGAUGCAGAAACAUAGCGUGCCAAAACCAGCUUCCAGCUGAUGAUUGUACCUGUGAAAUAUGCAACAACACUAAUGGUUUCUGCAAUCUUUGCAUGUGUGUGAUCUGCAACAAGUUUGACUUUGAGGUGAAUACUUGCCGCUGGAUUGGAUGUGAUUUGUGUUCUCAUUGGACUCACACAGAUUGUGCCAUUCGCCAGCAACUUAUUUGCAUGGGCCCUUCUUCAAAGAGCGGAGCAGGACCCAGUGAAAUGGUUUUCAGGUGUCAAGCAUGCAAUAGGACUUCAGAACUGUUGGGUUGGGUUAAAGAUGUCUUUCAGCACUGUGCACCGUCAUGGGAUGGAGAGGCCUUAAUGAGGGAACUUGAUUAUGUUAGCAGAAUCUUUCAUGGGAGUAAAGACCCUCGAGGCAGAAAGUUAUUUUGGAAGUGUGAUGAUCUGAAGGAAAAAUUGAAAAGUAAAAAAAUGGAUUCAAAGGCUGCUUGCAGGGCAAUUUUGAUGUUUUUUCAAGAGCUUGAGGUGGACUCUGUAAAAGGGUUGGAAAAUGGCGAAAGUGGAAGGUUGAUUGCUCCACAGGAUGCAUGCAAUAGAAUUGCUGAAGUGGUGCAGGAGGCUAUAAGGAAGAUGGAAAUGGUAGCUGAUGAGAAGAUGAGGAUGUUCAAGAAGGCUCGCAUGGCCCUCGAAGCUUGCGAUCGGGAACUAGCUGACAAGUCCAGAGAAGUGGCAGAGCUCAAGAUGGAGAGGCAGAAAAGGAAGCUGCAGAUAGAAGAGCUAGAGAAAAUUGUGAGGCUCAAAAAUGCAGAGGCUGAUAUGUUCCAAUUGAAGGCUAAUGAGGCUAAACGAGAGGCCGAGAGGCUUCAGAGGAUUGCUCUUGCCAAGCAAGAUAAAUCAGAAGAAGAAUUUACUAGCAACUACCUGAAACAGCGAUUAAACGAGGCCGAGGCUGAGAAACAGUAUCUUUACGAGAAGAUUAAAUUGCAGGAGAGUUCUCGUGCUUCGCAGAGCAGUAAUGGUGGUGACCCCUCUCAGAUGCUGAUGUAUUCCAAAAUCCAUGAUCUUCUGUGCAGUGUUCCUUCCAAACCAGACACUCAGGGCCACCCUUUUCGGACAAAUCCCUGA